Messenger RNA from Schizosaccharomyces osmophilus, 777 nucleotides. RefSeq names its product mitochondrial carrier, S-adenosylmethionine Pet802 (gene pet802). The coding region runs from base 1 to 777 and encodes 258 amino acids. The transcript is spliced from 5 exons. The record is from RefSeq and is a predicted model, not a curated record. NCBI's taxonomy places the organism in Eukaryota, Fungi, Ascomycota, Schizosaccharomycetes, Schizosaccharomycetales, Schizosaccharomycetaceae. Gene Ontology annotation, cellular component: mitochondrial inner membrane. Gene Ontology annotation, molecular function: S-adenosyl-L-methionine transmembrane transporter activity.
AUGCAAGACAAAGAAGUUCAAUGGAAACCCAUGCUGGUAGGUGGUGCGGCUGGUCUUGUUGCAGAAACUUUGGUAUUUCCUAUAUCAACUAUUAUUACAAGAGUGCAGUCAUCGAUUCCCUUUUACCAAGCAGGUGGAUUCAGGCAUUUGUAUCGGGGCCUCAGUAGUGUUUUAGUGAGCACGCUUCCCUCAACCUCGUCGUUUUUCUUUAUUUAUGAAUAUGCAAAGCAAAAACAGAAACCGGGUGCUCAAAACCAUCUUGUAUCAGCUUCUGUAGCUGAAAUAUUCUCUUGUGCUAUUUUGGCGCCUGCGGAAGCUAUUCGACAACGAGCCCAAACAUCAAAGAUGUCUUUGUCAAAGAUUGUUUCAACCUUUUUUCAUUCUCGCAAAGAUGUUUGGCAGUCUUUCAAAGGGAUGUCUAUAAGAAAUGUCCCAGCUACAGCAUUUCAGUUCGUUCUCUACGAGAAAUUUAAGUCGAAAUUUACAGAGUCCGACAAAUUGUUUGGCGCUCCUAAAGGUGCCGCUUUAAGUGGAGCCAUAACGGCAGCGGUUUUAACUCCCUUAGAUGUCAUCAAAACACAAAUCAAUCUACAGCCUGAUGAUUAUAAGACAACCAUUCGGCGAACUUACCAGCGUCAUGGUGUCUUUGGGUUUUUCAAAGGUCUUUCAUUACGUGUUUUCGCUGCUUCUUUGGGUCUCUCCAUAUAUUUAGGAACGUAUGAAUAUUUCAAAAAUCAUCUCCAUAUCCAGCGUCUCCGAGACCAGCAUGUCGAUUAA